UCUCAGAGGUUUCCAUUUCUCUCUCACGGAUUACCUGUUUAUUAAAUUUACAUAUCCCUUUUGGUAGCCUAAACACAGAGUCUCUUUUUAGAGGGUUUGCUCGCCUCUUAACCCAGACUGGAAAGAAGGUCUAGAAAGAGAAAAAAAAAAAUUGUGUGUGAGAAAGAAGAGAGAGAGAGAGAGAGAGAGGAGAUAUAUAUCCAAAUGGGGAGAGGAAGGGUGGAACUGAAGAGGAUAGAGAACAAAAUCAACAGGCAAGUGACAUUUGCCAAGAGAAGAAAUGGGCUUCUCAAGAAGGCUUAUGAGCUCUCAGUUCUUUGUGAUGCUGAAGUUGCGCUUAUUAUCUUCUCAAGCCGUGGAAAGCUUUAUGAAUUCUGUAGCGGCUCUUGCAUGAUCAAAACACUUGAAAAGUAUCAAAAGUACAGCUACGGUUCACUGGAGGCUACCCAACCUAUAAACGACACUCAGAGCAGCUAUCAGGAAUAUUUGAAGCUAAAAGCAAGAGUAGAGGUCCUACAGCGAUCUCAGAGAAACCUUCUUGGGGAAGAUCUUGGCCCCUUAAGUUCAAAGGAGCUUGAGCAUCUUGAGAACCAACUAGAGACAUCCUUGAGGCAUAUUAGGUCAACAAGGACUCAGUCCAUGCUUGAUCAGUUAGCUGAUCUUCAACAAAGGGAACACACUCUACUUGAAGCUAAUAGAGCCUUGAGAAGGAAGUUGGAAGAAAGCAGCGCUCAGAUUCCACUUCGACUGGCGUGGGAAGCUGCUGGGGAACAGGACUGCAUUCCGUACACCCGCCAUCCUUCUCAACCUGACUGCUUCUUCCAACCUCUGGGAAGCAAUUCCGCUUUGCAAAUUGGAUAUAAUUCUGUGGGCCCAGAUGAGAUGAAUAUGUCAGCCCCAGCCCAAAUUAUUAAUGGGUUUGCCCAUGGUUGGAUGCUUUGACUCUGCUUAGGCCUUGAAUAUGAAGGUGUUGAGGAAAUAAAAACGUACGUGUACUAGAAUUUUAUUUUAUUUUUAAGUUUGUUUCUUUUGCUUGUGGCUUGUUUUGUAUGAAACUUGUAAUUGGUAUAUAAUUGAAGACAAUAAGUAGUACCUACGAAGUGUAUUUGACAUAAAGGACUAAUGUUUAAUUCCCAACCCCUUAUUGAACCUUAA
Messenger RNA from Morus notabilis, 1155 nucleotides. RefSeq names its product MADS-box protein EJ2. Gene Ontology annotation, cellular component: nucleus. Gene Ontology annotation, molecular function: protein dimerization activity; RNA polymerase II cis-regulatory region sequence-specific DNA binding; DNA-binding transcription factor activity, RNA polymerase II-specific. The coding region runs from base 205 to 942 and encodes 245 amino acids. The record is from RefSeq and is a predicted model, not a curated record. NCBI's taxonomy places the organism in Eukaryota, Viridiplantae, Streptophyta, Magnoliopsida, Rosales, Moraceae. The transcript has 8 exons. Gene Ontology annotation, biological process: positive regulation of transcription by RNA polymerase II.